Ceratina calcarata is the source of this 6227-nucleotide messenger RNA. RefSeq names its product alpha-Mannosidase class II b (gene alpha-Man-IIb). NCBI's taxonomy places the organism in Eukaryota, Metazoa, Arthropoda, Insecta, Hymenoptera, Apidae. Gene Ontology annotation, cellular component: Golgi membrane. Gene Ontology annotation, molecular function: alpha-mannosidase activity; carbohydrate binding. The coding region runs from base 1022 to 4321 and encodes 1099 amino acids. The transcript is spliced from 8 exons. Gene Ontology annotation, biological process: N-glycan processing; mannose metabolic process; protein deglycosylation. The record is from RefSeq and is a predicted model, not a curated record.
CUCCAGCGACGCGGUCGAUGGAGGGGCGCGGGUGAACGCGUUCGGACCUGUCCAACAGUCCUUCCGCGGAUUGCGGAUAUCGUGUGGCAAAGUUUCGUGAUAUCGUUACUCGUGCUGUGUUUUACGUGCUACACAGGAUUUUCUACCGCCGGUUGGUGGUAAACGCGUUUGGAAACUACGUUCGAAGGUGUGGGCCAGAAGAAACGACGCUAUCCCGUUUCAUCCAACAUCGUGCGUGAACGCUGGUAAACGAAGCCUCGACCGGGUCAGGCUCGUUUCACGGUCGAUCGUCGCUGUUCUCGGGGUUAAUCUUCGUCGCCGAAUUACGUCUCGACUGGACGAAGCCCGGCGUGGAAGGUUAUGUUGGCUCCUGUGACAUCCGCAUGUGCCGCUUCGUGGGACCGUACUUUUCCUCCGUGAGCUUGCUUCGUGCUGCAGUGGAUCUGCUGCCUGCUCGUGCUUCCAGAAGGAGGAUAACGUUCGGACAACACUUCUUAGAAUUUCGAUGCGAAGGAGGCCUCGCUGACGAUGAUCCACGAGACCAGAGCCUGAAACAGGCAUGAGCUCCGAGGGCGAGACCGUGGACCAAAUCGAAUCGAAGCGUCCAGCUUCUUUCUGAAUGGGUUGCCGAGCUUUUCCAUACGCUGCGAGGGGCCCGAUCCUCGCGUUCGCAGCGGCACCGAAGAGCGUAUCGAGUGAAUUGCGAUAGAGGAGCACCCUCGACGCGUCUGCUCGGACAAAAGGGACACACGCGGCUCGAAUCCCUCUCCGGCUGCCCUCUCGUCGUCAGACCCUAUUUUACCAUCCCCUCGCUUCUGGCAGAGGGGACGACCGAAGGUCGACCGGCCGUCGAUCCUCCUGGAUUCGAGACGAGACGGUGGCGAGACCGCAGCGUCCCAUGAAGCCGAACGGUAGCAGCAGAGUCGGGGAGCGAUCGUCGAGCAUCGACACGGGAUCGAACUUGAGUCGCGGGUCCAGGUGAAUCGAGAUCGAUCUGCGAAGCGAAUCCUGUUUGCGGACCAUGUACAAGAUCCUGAGGCGCGGCUCGAGCCGCAUGUUCGUCGUCCUGGCGGUCUUGUUGACGUUGCUGCUGUGCCUAUACUACGUGAACCAGGCGCAGGCACCGGCUACCGGUCCGUCGGCUGGGAUCCUGAACGACGAGCUCAGGUACGAUCGCGGGCUCACCUCGAUUGCGCCCGAUUACGUCGAGUCGCCCGACGCCAAGAUAUCCCUCGACACCUGCCCCAUCAUCGUCCCCAGGAACGUGGACAUCGACACCCAGCAAGAGUUUGAGAAGUUCGACUUCCAACCGUCGUGGAUGCGCAGUAGGGAAUACUGGGACGACAGCUUCGAGGUCCGCUACACGGAGCUGAGAAAGGAUCCGACGAGGCCACCGUUGAAAGUGAUUCUGAUGCCGCACAGCCACACGGACCCGGGCUGGCUAAAGACGUUCGAGCAGUACUUCCACAGCUCUACGAGAAGCAUCUUGAACAACAUGGUGUCGAAACUCCAGCAGUGGCCGAACAUGACCUUCAUCUGGAGCGAGGUGUCCUUCCUCUCUCUCUGGUGGGAGAGCGCGCAUCCCACGAAGAAGAUGGUGGUGAAGAGGCUCGUGAAAGACGGCAGACUGGAAAUGACCACCGGUGGUUGGGUGAUGACCGACGAGGCCACGUCGCACGUAUACGCCAUGCUGGAUCAGCUGAUCGAAGGUCACCAAUGGUUGAAGACGAACCUGGACGUGAUCCCGGAAUCGGGAUGGUCGGUGGACCCUUUCGGUCACGGGGCGACCAUCCCGUACUUCCUGAAAGAGUCCGGCGCUUCCGGCACGGUAAUCCAAAGAAUCCAUUACGCGUGGAAGCAAUGGUUCGCGAAGAAGCAGUACGGCGACUUCGUCUGGCUCCAAUCGUGGGAUCAGACGGGGAAAUCCGGCAUGUUGACCCACAAUCAGCCGUUCGACAUUUACAACAUAAAGCACUCGUGCGGCCCUCACCCUCACGUCUGUCUGAACUUCGACUUUCGUAAGAUCCGCGGCGAGUACACCGAGUACUCGGUCAGGGCUGUCGAGAUCACGCCGAACAACGUGAAACAGAUGGCCGAGCUGCUCUUGGAACAGUACUGGAGGACCGGCUCUCUGUUCACGCACAACGUGGUACUGAUGCCUCUCGGCGACGACUUCCGUUACGAUCACGCGAUCGAAUGGGACCAACAGUACACCAACUACAAGAUACUGAUGGACUAUAUCAACAGUAGAAAGGAAGAGUACAACGCUGAGAUAGUGUUCGGCACACCGAAGGACUACUUUCGCGAGAUUCGAAAACGCGUCGAGACGUUCCCGACGCUCAAAGGAGAUUUCUUCGUUUACUCGGACAUAUUCAGCGAGGGAAGGGCAGCGUAUUGGAGCGGUUACUUCACCACCAGGCCGUACAUGAAGAUCUUAGACCGCGAACUCGAGGCCAACCUAAGAUCGGCGGAGAUCCUGUAUACGAUCGCGUUCAACGUCGCCAAACAGACCAGCAAGGAUUUCAUGUUGUACGAGACGUACUUCGAAAAGCUGGUGAAAGCCAGGCGGAACUUGGGUUUGUUCCAACACCACGAUGCCAUCACGGGCACCUCGAAGUCGUUCGUGAUGAAGGACUACGCGUUGAAAUUGUUCGAAUCCAUCUCGGACACGACCAGCCUGCAGAGUUACGCCAUACAGUCCCUCGCCGGGACUCCUAGCAAACCGAACUCCGUUUACGUUCUCGCGGAAUCGGACAGGGACAGCUACGAAAAGUUACCGAAGAAGAUUCCGGUCGGACUAACCAGUCAAGAGACGAAGAAGAUCGUCUUGUUCAACCCUCUGGCUCAGCCGAGGCAAGAAGUGAUCAGUCUGAAAGUGACCUCGUACAAGGUUCGAGUUCUGGACCCGUGGAAGAAUCCGAUUCCCUAUCAAAUAGCUCCGGUGAUGAACGCCACCAGCAUCACUCACGACGUUUACGUCCUGCUGUUCGUGGUCGAGCUGAAACCUCUCGCGAUAGCCACUUACCAUCUUCAGGAGACCGACAAAGUGCCCGUGGAGGCUAUUUCCACGGUUUACUGUAGCCGAUGCGGCAAGGACAACGUGUUUCCUAUAAAACCGAUGAAAGUGGGCGACGUUCAGCUCGAGAAUCAGAGGAUGAAGUUACUGUUCGACGGUCAGACCGGUUUCCUGAAGCGAGUCACCAGAAAAGCGACUGGCAAAAUCAUGCAGUGCGCGAUACAGUUCGCCGCUUAUCCGUCCGCACAAUUUCACAGCGGAGCGUACUUGUUCAUGCCCGAUCCGAACCUGAAGGAUACCGACAAAGACGUGCUCGAGGCAUACACGCCCCAUCAGAAGAUCUACAUCGUCAGCGGGAGCCUCAGUUCUCGGUUGACCGUCGAGUACGGAAAGCUGUUGACCCAUCACGUUGCGAUCUAUCACAGGGACGACGGACUGGGCGAGGCGAUCUAUCUGAGGAACAUCGUGGACUUCGAGACGCCGCCGAAGAACAGAGAGACCGAGAUGUUCAUGCGGCUACAGACGGACAUAGUGAACGGAGACACGCCGGAGUUUUACACCGACUUGAACGGUCUUCAAAUGAUCAAAAGGACGAAGAUAGAGAGGAUCGGCAUCGAGGGCAACUACUUUCCCAUCACGACGAUGGCCUAUAUAGAAGACAACAACCACAGGCUCACGCUGCUGGUGAACCACUGCCAAGGAGCUGCCAGCUAUCAACCGGGAUGGCUGGAAGUGAUGCUGGAUCGCAGAACUUUGUACGACGACUCGCGAGGGAUGGGCGAAGGUCUCCUGGACAAUCGUAGGACCGUAAUUAAGCAUUGGCUGUUGCUGGAAGACAUCGUCGGGGAGAAAGACAAGUACUCGAAGCCAUCGCUGUUCGCGAAUCACCUCAGUAACGCUCUCAACUAUCCGGUGAACAUGUUCGUCGUGGACGGGACGGAGGCCGAGGUCGCGAUGGCACCAGAAGUUCGGUUAAUGACUCAGAGCUUCCCGUGUGAUCUGCAUCUGUUGAACCUGAGGACCAAUCACGACCAGAAGCUGCCGCACUUCCCCGUGAACAGUGCGCUGAUGGUGCUCCACCGGCAAGGCUACAGCUGUUCCGUGGGAGCGGACGUGUCGUUGAAACACUGCCCGCUGUCGGACAGAGUGAGUUCGGGAACGUCGUUCUUCAAGCUGCCGAAUCUGAACGUAACCAAGACCUCGCUGACGGGGACGAAGACGAAGCAUAGGCUGAAGGACGGCCUCCAAGAGAUCAGCCUUCGGCCGAUGGAAAUCGAGACGUUCAACGUGCAAUUCGUCCAAUGAUCCCGAACUCGGCCAGGGCGCUCGCCUGCGUUCUGAAUGGGACACUGCCUCGGCAGAUGCUACCUCUUCGGGUCUUCGUACGAUCCACUGGAAUCGAAAGGGCCGCCCUCGGACGCGGGCACGGAUAAUAUUUGUCUUUGCGAUCGUCGCUCAUCGGAUGCGGGUCUUCUAUGGACGCGAACUAGACCUGCCACGCGCACUCCCCGCAAACGUUCGGAUGCCGCGUGGACAGAAUAUUCUCGUACCCAUUCCGGGGUCGCUGGAACCGUGUUCCUCGCGUCCCUUUUUUACCUUGCGGUCGAUGCGGCGUACACACUAGACGCUCAUCAGAUCGGCUCGUACCGUGCGCAUAUACCGUGAACGCGCUAUACAUAUACUUCGAAUCACCGUACUCGGUCACGUUUUUCCAUUGGGUCUUGCGUUCGCAAAGAAGGGAAGAGAGGUUUCUUCGACCGUUCGAGAUAAUUUCCCGUGCCCCUUGGGUCAGUCGUACGAAGUCGACGUUAGGGACACUAGGGAACCACUCGCCUCCGAAGCCGCGUCUACGUCCAUUAUUUGAGAACGUGACAUUGACACGUUCCUCCCCCAUUCCCGGAUGACACAGACACGGCAUUUCCACGCGAGUAGAACGUCCAUCUUACGUCGGCAACUUCCGUUUGAUUUCUAUUCGUAAAGGGCUUGAAAGGAACUCCCGCGGCUGGAGAUCAGGCUUCGGUGGCGCGCCAGAACUUACCGACGACACAAUCAAACGAUCAAAGUGCAUUGCAGACUCGAAAACGUGUACAAAUGUUCUAGGACUUGGUUCGCGACAGGCGCAUGGGAUUAUGGCGAUCGCAGGAUGCUCCGUUUAGAUAUCAUCAGGGCGUUAAGAUCUUGUGGAGAUUUCUAUUUUUCUUGGUCGAGAGAUCGAAUCAAAAGCAAAACUCUGUCACAGAAUUAUGCCACUAUUACUUUUUUCAUUAGCUUCGGAGUAUUAUAUCGGACAAUAAGUACAAGUCUCAUAGGACGGAACGGAUCGAAACGGGGCAUCGUGCAAAAUACUGUGAACUAUAAAUAAUAUAUAUAUAUAUUAUAUUGUACAUAUCAAGCCAGGACUUUACCUUAGACCGUACAUACAUAUAUUGUGAUAGCGUGAGAUAAUAUAAUGUAAAUGGUAUACACCUAUUUUCGUAUGCGAAACGUUUUACGAAGGGGACUCUCUCUCUUCCCUCUCGGAGCGACGAAAUUGCAAAAGUAAGAGGAUCGACCCACCGAUAAAUCUGAAUGAACACCGAGAAUACAUCACCGGUGACUUCCAACGCUCUUCCAAUUUCUAGCGAGGACACGAUUUCCAAUUAGUUUGGGGCCUCUCUCGAGGUCUGUGAAGUACCUAUUUUUUACUUUUGCUACGCGUACGUACAUCCGGUUGGAAAGGCGAAAAGAUUCGGGCGAGGAUCGGGCGCGUUUGCCGUGCGACGGACUCGUGUAAAUAUUAGUUUAAUUAGCGGAGAUUGAGAGCGUCGCGCGGGUUUCCACGCGAGUCUCAUCGCGUCCUGGGUGUCGCACUCCUCGAUAGAACGUCGAGGAAAUUGGAUCGAAAGACGUUCGCCGGAAACUCGUGCAACGACUGUCGUUGUAACGAUACUGUAACAUAUUAUGUGUUUGUGCUGUCUCUAGAGAAGAAAGAUCUAUUAUUAAAGAUGGUAUAUGUAUACAUACGCGUAGAGCAGUGCACGCUCGGGGUCGCUCGAGGGUGUACACCAUACGUGUAUUAAAAUAUAUUAUAUAUAGAGAUAUAUUUGCAAAUCGUUGGGGCGCGGACGCGUCUCCGCGGACGAGGACAAUUACACACCACGGUAUUCCUUACGUUACGAUGUACGAUUAUAUUUAUUGAAUAAAGAUAGUAACUGACGUAUUUUAAUUAACA